AAAACAUUCCGUAACGCCCAAGGCGUUCAAAAUGUGCCUUAAACACCUUUUUGGUGUCACAAUAAUUUUAUAAUGCAGGGGAGAUUUUAGAAUUUAACUGGGAGAUCGCCCAAUUACACGGUGUUGUGCUCUGUGCUCUCAUAUCUCUCUACCCGUGCACUGAUAGUAACGCACAAAAGCGACACGAGAGGGUGGUAACGCAGCGCCAAGCCAGUGACGUGACGUCACUAGCACCACAGCACCAGUGUCAGUCUGAGAGAGUCCGCCGUGCUAUCAGCUGUGCGGUGUUGUGCUCUGUGCGCUGUGCUUUGUGCUCUCGUGUCUCGCACUGUCUGUCCCACUGGUAGGAACUCAUAACUAUGGAGGAGGGAGAGCAGGGGUCUCCACUAUUAGACCGCUCAGGACGCCUGGAAGAUUCUUACAUAGUUGGCGUUCUUAUAGGCAGGGGUUCCUAUUCUAUGGUCCACAAAUGCCUCCACAAGGGAAAAUCAGAGAGGGCCUGCAAAGUGUACAAAAAGGCGCACCUUCAGACAGGUCUGGUACCUUCCCAUGUCAACAUGCUGGUGAAACUGAGUCACCCUAACAUCAUGGCGAUCCAUGAUGUGUUUGAGACUGAUGUGGAGCUGCAGAUAGUCACCGAUCUGGCCAUGGGAGAGGAGCUGCUGGAGAGGAUAGAGAGGAGUGAGCACUACAGUGAGAGGGAAGCGUCACAAGCCGUCCACACGAUACUCUCAGCUCUGGAGUAUCUUCACAGCCAAGACCAGCCACAUGGGGCAGUGUUCCCGGAGAACCUGCUCUACCAGACUGAAGCUCCCAACGCCCAAACUGAAGCUGUCAGAGAUGCCCAUGCCCAAACUUUAGUCAGUUCUCCUACAACACCACAGAUAUACAACAGGAGUAAACUUAGUCAGUCUCCUACAACACCACAGAUAUACUCAGCUCCACAUUUUGACUCAGAACUGUCAACGACAGCGCUGAGAUGUUCGGCAGAUAUUUGGAGCCUGGGGAUACUCAUCUACAUCAUGCUGUGGGGGUCAGAGCCAACCUUGGAGGAGUUGAUGGCUCAGGUGGACAGGGAAUGUGAGGGUUUAUGGAGUGACGUCUCGGCCAGUGCUCGCCACCUCAUCACCAAGAUGCUGCAGGAGAACCCGUCUCGGCGACUGACGGCCGAGGAGGCCCUGAGACACCCUUGGGUCUGCGGCUCCACUGUCGCUACUCGACACAUGCUGGACGCUCAGGAGCGCCUCCGCACAUUCAAUGCUCGCAGGAAACUCAGGGCAACGACUCAUGCUAUCAUAGCCACGCAACGAGCCAUGAGCAUAGUCAAGCCCCUGAGAAACUGUCAAGCGAUCAGAUAAAUCCGUAACUGUCCACCUCCAUUU
Messenger RNA from Homalodisca vitripennis (glassy-winged sharpshooter), 1382 nucleotides. RefSeq names its product calcium/calmodulin-dependent protein kinase type IV-like. Bases 360 to 1358 code for a protein of 332 amino acids. The record is from RefSeq and is a predicted model, not a curated record. Gene Ontology annotation, cellular component: nucleus; cytoplasm. The transcript has 11 exons. Gene Ontology annotation, molecular function: calcium/calmodulin-dependent protein kinase activity; calmodulin binding; ATP binding. Lineage: Eukaryota; Metazoa; Arthropoda; Insecta; Hemiptera; Cicadellidae. Gene Ontology annotation, biological process: peptidyl-serine phosphorylation; intracellular signal transduction; protein autophosphorylation.